This is a messenger RNA of Argentina anserina (silverweed cinquefoil), 1367 nucleotides long. Its product is annotated as naringenin,2-oxoglutarate 3-dioxygenase. The record is from RefSeq and is a predicted model, not a curated record. NCBI's taxonomy places the organism in Eukaryota, Viridiplantae, Streptophyta, Magnoliopsida, Rosales, Rosaceae. The coding region runs from base 131 to 1225 and encodes 364 amino acids. The transcript has 3 exons.
UACCACCUCUCACCCCCCACCCCAUAACUCACAUCAUCUUCUUCAUUGUAUCUUUCACUUCUCUAUCUCCCCAAAAACUGUGGCCUGAAACAUCAAGUUUCGCAGAUAGAGUUAGAGAGCAUAUAUCAGAAUGGCCCCUGGUCCUACUACCCUUACCGCCAUAGCGGGGGAGAAGACCCUCCAACAGAGCUUCGUCCGCGACGAAGAUGAGCGCCCUAAGGUGGCCUACAACCAAUUCAGCAACGAUAUUCCGGUUAUCUCCCUCGCCGGCAUCGAAGAGGUCGAAGGCCGCCGCGCUGAGAUUUGCAAGAAGAUUGUCGAGGCCUGCGAGGACUGGGGCGUUUUCCAGAUUGUUGAUCACGGUAUCGACCCCAAGCUCAUCUCCGAAAUGACUAGUCUUGCCAGAGAAUUCUUCGCUUUGCCGCCGGAGGAAAAGCUUCGGUUUGACAUGUCCGGUGGCAAAAAGGGCGGUUUCAUCGUCUCCAGCCAUUUACAGGGAGAGGCAGUGCAGGAUUGGCGUGAGAUUGUGACCUACUUCUCCUACCCGGUGCGCCACCGUGACUACUCGAGGUGGCCGGACAAGCCGGAGGGGUGGAGAGAUGUGACCAAACAGUAUAGUGACGAGCUGAUGGGCUUGGCAUGUAAGAUGUUGGAGGUUUUAUCAGAGGCCAUGGGUUUAGAGAAGGAGGCAUUGACCAAGGCAUGUGUCGACAUGGACCAAAAGGUUGUGGUGAACUUCUACCCGAAGUGCCCCCAGCCGGACCUCACUCUCGGACUGAAACGCCACACCGAUCCGGGUACCAUUACUCUUUUGCUUCAGGACCAAGUCGGUGGACUUCAGGCCACCAGGGACGGCGGGAAGACGUGGAUCACCGUUCAACCUGUGGAAGGAGCCUUUGUGGUCAACCUUGGAGAUCAUGGACAUUUUCUGAGCAAUGGGAGGUUCAAGAAUGCCGAUCACCAGGCAGUGGUGAACUCGAACCACAGCAGGUUGUCUAUAGCGACAUUCCAGAACCCAGCUCAGGAGGCAAUAGUGUACCCGCUGAAGGUCAGAGAGGGAGAGAAACCCAUUCUGGAGGAGCCGAUGACUUACACUGAGAUGUACAAGAAGAAGAUGAGCAAGGACCUUGAGCUAGCAAGGCUGAAGAAGCUUGCAAAGGAGCAACUGCAUGACUCGGAGAAAGCUAAACUUGAGGUCAAGCCAGUGGAUAAUAUCUUUGCUUAAGUACUACUGCUAUAGUGCUAUGUGCCUAGCUUUCUUGUUCUGUUAUUUAUGACUGCUGUGCCAUGUGCCCCCAUUCCAUGCAUGUUAUUGUGGAAUGAAAUGAAUAGGUCAAAAAUAAAAUGUUCGAUUAAUUUUGCGUUAA